Molecule: messenger RNA, 2993 nt
Organism: Grus americana (Whooping crane)
Lineage: Eukaryota; Metazoa; Chordata; Aves; Gruiformes; Gruidae
Gene: DOK2
Product: docking protein 2
Exons: 5
Coding region: 130-1683 (517 amino acids)
Biological process (GO): positive regulation of MAPK cascade; cell surface receptor protein tyrosine kinase signaling pathway
Cellular component (GO): cytoplasm
Source: RefSeq, a predicted model, not a curated record
CCGACGCGACGGCAGCGCUGCGGUGGGGCAGGGUUGGGCGGGCGGGACGGUGCCCCCCCACCCCGGAGCUGUGGGGCAGGGGAGGACGGCGGCGGAGCGGCAGCAUAGGAGGAUGCUGGUGGCUGGAGGAUGGAGGAGUCGGUGGUGAAGCAAGGUGUGCUGUACCUCCAGCUGCAGCAGACCUUUGGGAAGAAAUGGAGGAAGUUCUGGGGCAUCUUACACCGGGAAAGCUCCUGCUCCACCGCCCGCCUGGAGCUCUUCGAGGGCUCGGCGCCGCCGGCCGCCGAGAAGCUGCGGAAAGGCGAGGGCAGCAAGCGGCUGGUCAAGCUGAGCGACUGCGUGCACGUGGCAGAGGCGAGCGGCGAUGCCGGCUGCCCCAAGGAGACCGUCCCCUUUCUGUUGGAAACCACGGACAAAUGGUACCUCCUGGCCGCUGAUGGCACCGAGGUGGCCGGCUGGAUCCAGAAGCUGUGCGAGUUGGCUUUCCCGAUGAGCAGGGAGGAGCAGGCAGCAGGCAAGGAUGGACAGCAGAGCUCACUGGGCACCGACGGCGAGUUCUCCAUGGAGGAAAACUCCCUCUACAGCUCCCGGGGCAAAGCCAGCUUGGAGCAGGAGUUCGAGGUGAUGGUGAGGGCCACCGAGUCCUCCGAGCGCUGCCGGCUCUGGGGCCGGUACAUCCUGCGAGCCGGUGAGGAGGCGCUGGAGCUGAUGGAUUUCCAGACCUUGGAGAUCAUCUACAGCUGGCCGUACCGCUUCCUGCGGCGCUUCGGGAGGGAUAAGGUGACCUUCUCCUUCGAGGCCGGCCGGCGCUGCACAUCCGGAGAAGGCAACUUUGAAUUUGAGACCAGGCAAGGCAACGCGAUCUUCCAGGCGAUCGAGUCGGCCAUCAACGUGCAUCGGGGCCGGGAGGCUGAGGACCCGCGGCGGGGUGGCCCCGGGGACGAUGCCCCUCGCCCGCUCGGCCACGCCAAGAUGCCCAGCUGGGCGCAGGGGCACGAGGAGCCCGGCGGCACCAAAUGCCCCUCGCUGGAUCCCACCCGGGAGGGGAAGGUGCCAAAAGCCAAACUGGUGAUGCCCCCCAGCAGUUGCCCGGGGGCCGGGGAGCCGUUGGGCACGUUCUUGCCCUCCCGCGGUGCCGACUGCCCCUAUGCUGAGCCCUGCAGCUCCCUGCACCAGGGAACCCCCCCGGUGCUGGAGAAGGGCCGGAGGCAGGAUGCUCUGGCCAAAGCGGCCGUCGAAUCCGAGUACGCCGUCCCCUUCGACACCAUCGCCAAGACCUUCAUGGCUCACAAAUUUGGCAGCUUGGCCCAUCACCCUGAGGAGGUUCCCGACCCACUCUACGACAGCAUCCGGGAGGCAGGGGGGCAAGCGGGCAAGCAGCCCCCUCUGUGCCCCACCGCUGCCAAGCCCGAACACAUCUACGAUGAGCCCGAGGGUCUGUCUGCCCACACCGUCUACGACGAACCCGAGGAGGUGAAGGGGGAGGCGUGGAGGCUGCAGGCGGCCCCGGAGGAGCCCUCUGGGCACGAGUACCCCUACAACCCGCAGCGGGAUGACUACGCGGUGCCCAAGAGACCCGUCCCUCUCCGGCAGCCCUUCCCGCUGCAGGGCAAGGAGUGGCUGGGGGACACCGAGUAUGACAACGUGGCCCUCAAGUUUGCAAAGAAAAGGAACCUGCAGUGAGCGGGAUGGGGAAGGCGAGGAGGAGAGGACCCCCCCCCGUGCCCCACCCCCAGCCGGAUCCCCCCCCCCCUCCCCGGCAGAGCUGAGACCCCCCCCAACUCAGCGCACCCAUGGCUGGAGGGGACAGGGCAUCCCUCCGGAGCGGCGGGGCACAUCUGGCCAGCUGCGGGGCCGGCAGCCGGGAUGUGCCCGCUGGAGGGCACUGUGCGCCCGCAGUACGGGCAGGGCAGGCAGCGGCCGGGCAGGGGGCCGUCCCGCAGCCCCCCCGCCGCUCCGCUCCGGCCUUUGCAGCACCCCCAACUCGCACCCCGCAGCCUCGGGGGCUCCUGCAGACCGAACCCCAAAUCCCCCGCUCCUCGCCCAGCCAAACCUUGGGAACCCCAGCUCUGGGUGCCACGGACCCUCCCUGCACAUCCCUAGGGAUGCACAUCCCACACCCCGAGAUGCAGCCGGACGAUGCACGGCCCCGGGAUGCUCAACCCACAAGUGCCGGCUGGCGUUGCACACCCCUGGGGACGCACACCCCAUGCCUCAAAGGCCGCCGGACGAUGCACAGCUCACACAGCAAACACAUCCCACCUGCAGAGUUCUCUUUGCACACACCGGCCUUCACCUGCUCAGCACCGCGGCCACACGCAGCCCCCCGGGACGUGCCUGUUCUCGACCCCCUCCAGCAGCCAGCGUCGUGGCCGGGGCUGGGCACCGUGCCUGUCCGAAGGUCACGCCACAUCCUCGCUCAGCAAGAACAGUGGCAUAAAUUUCUACUGUCUCAGCCGGGGUUUUAUUUUUAAUUUUUUUUUUUUUUUUAUAAAACCACUUUCCAGCUCCUCUGAAUUAUAGAUGAAAUACUCAGCUUUAUUGUCAUGGUGAUUUUAGUGGCUGGCUCCUGUCGUCCCAGUACAGUGAGACCAGUACGCGGUCUCACAGCCUGACUUGCUCUGGGUCAGCCUGCUCCUCCUCCUCUUCCUCCUCCUCCUCCUCCUCCCGGACACCUCCAGCCCUGCACAGCCCUUGCUAGGGGACAUCCACCCCCUCAGCUGGGCACGGGGAGAAGCACCGGCCCCGAUUCCCCAUCGGCCGAUGGUCCCCCGGCACGGAAAGGUCUCCCAGAGCUGCCCCAGGCUCCGCCGGUGCCCAUCACCCUGCUCGGGCCGUCUCCGGUGCGCACCGGCUCCACCACCGCGACGGAGGGACCUCGGGAGCUGCUGCCGGUCCCCCACCACCCCGGCAGGUCUGCCACCAAAGGCAAAGAAAAGGCAUGAAUUAUUUAUAAACUCUUUCAAUCAAAUAAAUGCUUAGGUGCUUGAGUU